AUGCAAAUACUGCUCAACAAAAGCAGAAGAAGAAAAUAGUUGCGGGAAAACUGAAGCGGAUAUGCCGUGGAUCACACACUGUAACAAAACAAGGAACAGAAAUCACCAUGAACACUCCAACUGUCACAGAUGUCAAAAAAGGUAUUUCAGUCCUUUGGGAGACUCUUCAGUGUCCCAUUUGCCUGGAUUUGAUGACUACCCCUGUAUCUACAAAGUGUGACCAUCAGUUUUGCAAAUUCUGUAUGAUGAAACUUUUGGACAACACCAAACGGAACACCACAAACUGUCCUGUAUGUAAAGCCAAGAUCACUAAAAGGAGCUUGCAGGAGAAUCCAGGGUUUCAGAAGCUUGUAGGAGGAUUACAGGAUAUGAUACAGGCGUACGAACACGACACAGGCACAAACUACUUUUCCGGAAUGUCCAAGGAAAAGGAACAAGGCAGAGUCAAAGAUGCUGAAGUGACUGAGCAUAGUCAUGAUAUGUCAUCUGGAAAAACAGCUGGAACUGACAAUGAUCAUGUGGAAAAUAGUGAUGAUCUUCCAAAGACUCUUUCCUCAACUAUAGCAGCUCAAAAUGAUUUUGCAAGACUAAUGGAUCUUGAAGACCAGAGUCCUUUGACGACAGAAAACGAAGGCUUGGACAGUGGCCUUGGAGAGGCUCUACUAGUUACAGAUAAUUUGGAACCAGCUGAAAGAGAAAUGUCAGAAGUUGUAGAAAAUACAAAAUCAACAAACCAAACUAGAGGCAAAACUGGGCCCCCUGAUUUAGAAAAGGACUCUGUGUGUAGUCCAAUAAUCACAGAUGAGACUGAACAACAACCUUCAAGAAAGAAGAAUAAGAAAAAGGAUUCGCCUGAUAAGAUUCUUGAAGCAAAACAGAAGAAAAGUCUAGAAAAGGUUGCUGAAUGGCUCAUGAAAGUUCCAACUGAAGGGAGUCUUGAGUUUGAGAAGCCAGAUGAGGAAGAGGAAGACUCGGCCAGCUGUUCUUCCACAUCAACGAUAGAUGUCAGGCAACAUAAUAUUGAUGUGUGCGCCCGAAGAGAGGAUCGUGCUAAAGCACUUGAAGAGCAGGUGUUUGGGGCCGUGUACAAACGAGAGCGCAAAGGGAACAGGGCCAGUUCUCCACGAAAUCUUUUUGCAGAACCAACUAAAGACACAGAGUCAACUGAAACUGUUCCCAAAAGAGGGCAAAAAAGAACUCAAGUCCCUCCUGAUUCUGGCUCAGAAGAACUGAUAGAAAGUAAUACUGGGAAAGAGCAUCAAAUGACAGAAGAAUUUAAUGACACCAGCAGUGACUUUUUCAAGGAAACAGAACUUACAGAGGUUGUAAAUAAAAAACGUGAUUCAAACAAACUCGGGGAAAAAUUGCCAGAGGGUAACCAAAAUGACAGCAAAGACGAGGUUCCCUGUCUUGUGGCUGAAACGGGACAACAGGAAUCAGAAAUAGAGUCAAAGAAAAUAACUCGUAACACUGUGCAGCAGGUUGACAGUGAUUUACAAGAGCAAGACAAGCUAGAAAUCGCAGAGCAAAAGAAAACCAGCAAGAGGAAAAAACAUGGCAAGCCCGCUAGGGGGCCAAAACCUCUUGAUCUGGUUGAAGUUCAGAAUGGAGACACCAGUCCAAUAACAAGACCAAGACCACAGGAAGUUCAAGUUUAUAUUGAGAAUUACCCAAGCAGCGAGGACCAAGAAGUACCUUUCAGAAGGAGCACCAGGAAAAGUAGAAGACUUCAAGUUUUCACUGAGGAAGUCCAAGAAAGGAACAAGAGAGCAAACUUGAAAUCUAAUGUUCCUGAAAAACAGAGCAAUGAUGCAAAAGGCCUAGCAUUGGAUAACACUGAAUUGCCUAACAAUCCAAACAUCACAGAGGGGGCUGGAAAAAAUGGAUGUAUCUACGAUGAAGAUACAGAUGGGAUAGAAAACAUGGAGUUGAGCGAGAGGAUUUCUGAUUUGGGACCAGCAGAAGAAGUGCCAAAUGCCGAAACUGUGUUGGAAAGUAGCGCUGCUUGUUACGUCCAUGUGGUUCCAAGUUCUACAAGUCCAAAUGAAGCAUCUGUGGUUUAUCCAACUCCGGACAUGGGCAACAAAACAAGUCAUUUUCCAAACAAUGUCCCGUUGGAGUCCUCAGCUUUUGUGGCUAAAUGUACUGGAGCUGAAUUUGAGGAUGAUAAGAAUGAUAGUGAAGUGGACACCGAGCAACUUCUCAGGAGUUUCAAAGCCACAAAAAGGAAGUCGUUUCAUCUUGGUGGUCCGGAGGUGAAAAGAAGCCGCAGUUUGGAGCAAGAAACUGCUUUUGGUCGGAAAUCCGAGGAGAAGAAGAGUGUUUGUUCAGGUGUUGAAUCAGCAGAAAAUCUAAAUGCUGCAAAGACAACUGAACUCGCCAAACAAGAAGCAUCAAGAGACAAUGAAAACCUGUGUUAUAGUGAUAUGAUCCCACCAUCUAACUCACCCGGUGUGACAAGAAGGAGAGAUCAGGUGAUGGUAAAGGCAUCAGUCCCUGAAAGUGCUUGCUCAGGACAGGACAAUGAGGGGGGCAGCUUUGCCUCCAUGAAUAGUAUCAGUAGUGCACUUUCUCCCAAUAAAGUGUCAAAGCAUGAAACAGAAACUCAGAGUCUCUCUGUUGAACCACAAGUGGUGGGUUCAGGGCUCUGCUACAUGACAGUCGAACAUGAGAUAAAUGAAGCCUCAAGUAAUUCUCAAGUCACGGAGAACCGGCAUAAUUAUACCACAAGAAAUGACAGAAAAGCAAGAGAUUGCAUUUUGAGAAGCAGUUUAACUACAAGAAACAGAAAAACAGUCAAUACUGUAGAACAUUUCUUGAACACAGAGUCCUCUUUGACUCCUGAUGGCCUCAUACCACCAGUGGCUCAAACUGGCCAUGAGGCAAAGACAACAAACGAUGGUAGUGGCGAACUUAGCCUCCAUUCCUCCAUCAAGAGCGGGAAGAGGAAAAGGACCCAUAAGCUGGAGUCUUCAUCCGAGUCAGAUUGCAGUGAAGAGGAAUUGCCAACUCUAAAGGAUAUUUUAGGAACAUCAGCUCCGCCCUGUGCUGGGACCAAGGACACAAAUGAAGCUUACAGAAGCGAGGAAGUUGCAGCUGAUGGAGCAAAUCUGGUGAUUAAUCCACCAGAAAGCCCCAGAUGUGAUUUUGUUAACUCCAGCCAAGGAUCGGAGGAUUUGUUCGGCACGCCAGAGGAAUGUGAUGUCCCAGUAAAUGAUCUCAAUGUUUCUGUGGAAUCAUCACAGUUUUCGAGUGAAGUCCUUGUAACACAGCAAAAGCUAGAAAUGCAGAAGGAGCUGGUGCGGCUGGAGAAGUUGAUGGCUCUGGUGUCGGAGGUCCUGCAGGAGAAAGAAGGCAGUCCUGCUCGGGAAGGCCAUCAGAGCAGCAAAACCCAAAACCCAGAUGCGCAAAGACUCCUCGUAUGUGAGCAGCACACAGACCAAGGUUUAGACCAGAGAGCUAAUCCAGAGCACAGCACACAACCAUGCAAUGGCCAAGGGGGCAACCUACAGGAUGGAAGCACUGCAGAGAUAACAGCACAGCGCUCCUCGCACACAUUGCCGACUACAAAAGGCGCUGGAGCCUCCAAGACACUUGUUACAAGUUCAACAACCAAAACAUUAAAGAACAAGGCCCCGCCGUCAGAAGACAAGGAAAACAGCACUCCUCCAAAAGAAAGCAGUAAAGCUACAAUGGUGCUAGUGUCGUCUGGAUUAGGCCCCAAUGAACAGAUAAUGGUGAAAAAGUUUGCCAAGAGAGUCAGUGCACGUGUGGUUUCCCAGGUAACACCAGAGGUGACCCACAUCAUCAUGCACACAGAUGAACAUCUGGUUUGCGAGCGCACACUGAAGUACUUCCUCGGCAUUGCAGGGAGGAAGUGGGUGGUGAGCUCCCAAUGGAUUUCAGAGUGCUUCAAGCAAAAGAAACUCUUAGAUGAGAGCCUGUUUGAAGUGAGAGGGGAUGUCGUGAAUGGACCAAACCACCAGGGACCCCUGAGAGCUCGAACCACUGAAGACAGUAAUCUGCUCAUGAAGGGCUACAAGAUCUGCUUCCAAGGGACGUUUACAGACAUGACUGCAGAUGAAAUGAAGUGGAUGGUGGAGCUCUGUGGAGCAGCUGUAGUCAAAGAUCCACUUCACCUAGACUGUCAACAGAAGUCUCAUCAGCUGAUCAUUGUACAGCCAGGAUCAGAGUCGUCAUCAUCAUCCACAUACAGCACAGGUCUCUCCAGACGAGCUACAGUUGUGACACGUGGUUGGCUGCUGGAUACCGUGGCAACCUAUACCCUCCAGAACUUCAACAAGUACACAACAUGAGCUGAGAAGGCAAAUACUUCAAACCCACAGCCUUUCGUCUUCUUGUCAUCGUCCAAAUUUGACCGCUCCUGUUUUUUUAAAUGUCCACUACUGUAAUUCAUCUGUCACCCAUGCUCAUAACUUAAAGCUCUUUGUAUUGUGUGUCUGCAGGACGUGGUGUAAAUAAAGUUUCAUCUACAGAAAGAGCA
Notolabrus celidotus (New Zealand spotty) is the source of this 4504-nucleotide messenger RNA. Its product is annotated as breast cancer type 1 susceptibility protein homolog. The transcript is spliced from 21 exons. Gene Ontology annotation, biological process: chordate embryonic development; double-strand break repair via homologous recombination; positive regulation of transcription by RNA polymerase II. Gene Ontology annotation, cellular component: BRCA1-BARD1 complex; plasma membrane; BRCA1-A complex. NCBI's taxonomy places the organism in Eukaryota, Metazoa, Chordata, Actinopteri, Labriformes, Labridae. Bases 108 to 4316 code for a protein of 1402 amino acids. The record is from RefSeq and is a predicted model, not a curated record. Gene Ontology annotation, molecular function: ubiquitin-protein transferase activity; metal ion binding.